GCUCACGGUUCAUGAAGGCCCUGAUUCAUUUCCAUCUCCCAAAAAAAUAACGCUUCCAGUUUCCAUCUUUAUCUUCUUUCUGCGCAAGAUUUUAACGCCCUGUGAUUUCAACGCUACAAGCGAUGUUAACGCCCUGCGAUUUCAUGAUCAUCUUCUCCGCACUCAGCAAUUUUCCAGACUUUACGUUCCUCACAUCUCCCCCAGUGACACAACUUCAUACAACUGUUUACUUGCGAAAAAUCCACCAAAUUUAACCCUAUUUAGGAUUCUUCAUCUCUCUUCUUCGUAUGAGAGAUUACCGCACCCAGUUCUUCACCGAAUUUUGGGUUCAUACAACUAUAUAUACAGAUGCACAUCGACAUUAGGGUUCAUACUCUCGCUGCACGAGUAGCCGGGGGUAUGUAAUGUUUCAUUGCCAUUCUACCUACAGUGUUGAUGCCUUAAUUGAAAUUUUGCAUUCCUAUACACCACCUGUGGGAAGCCUGGGCUCUCCUCUUCAGUCGCACACUUGCACUUUCUUCUAUUCAUAUGAAUGAUUUUUCUCUUCUUCCACCGCACAACAACGUCAUCGCAGAAAUAACUCUUGUUGCACCUUUGAGUAGUUCAUCUUGCAUCGAUCAUCAACGCUAUGUAUCGGUAUUCUAUAUAUCUUGCUGAAUGCCAAGAAGAACUAAAGUUCUGAGUUUGUCAUGCUUGAGUAAGGCACUGCAUUGCCUGAGUCGCCAAAUUACUGUUGAUCACUCUCUUAUUGCAGGGACUGUGUACGAAUUUCAAUAUACUGAAUCAGAGGUAGUUUCGUAAUUCAAUUCUCUAUUUUUAGUACAUGUAUACUUCUGCCAUGUCUACCGGCGUAUAGUAGUCUUUUGGUGAAGUAUAUAUUGGUGCACAAUAAAAAAUGUUACAACUGCAUAUACUACUAAUAGAUUUAUGCUACGUUGUUUUUUUCUGCAGGUCUACUGUAGUGUCUAUGCAUAUAAACUCCAUUUCACUUAUACUGCUUUUCUUCCCUUCCAAUUGUGAUCACAAUUUGUGUUGGUGUAGUGACCAACUGUGGUACUUUGUGAUCCAGUUCAGUAAGAGAGUUUUGUCUCUUCUAAUGCACCAAGAAGCUUCCACUUCAUCUGAGACUAGUUUUCUCUCUGACCUUACCUCAGUGUCAUCUGGAGUGGCUUCUACAAUAUACACAUCCAGCAGUCCCUCAACGUACCUGUUACUGCGGAAGAAAAGUUUUGUGGGAUGAGCGAGUAGCUAAAAUAGUUCUGUACAGUAACUUCGGUAAAAUUCAAUUAUAAAAGUAACUUAAACGAGAUUACUUAUUAUGAUUAUUACACAAUUCCGCACGCGAAAUCAAAAGAUACUAAAUAGACUCUAAGUUUAAUAUUUCAUUUUAUGUUAUCGCCAAUGCUAAUU
Molecule: messenger RNA, 1410 nt
Organism: Cuscuta europaea
Lineage: Eukaryota; Viridiplantae; Streptophyta; Magnoliopsida; Solanales; Convolvulaceae
Source: the annotation of a GenBank genome assembly